CUACACGCUAAACGAUUAUGACUACUUUUGUAACUAAUAAAAAAGCAUUCAUGUCAAUGAACCGGGCCUGCUACCGUCUCCUUCAGUACAUCGUGUACUGAAUAGUUUUACAAAUAUUUGCUGGUACAGCUGGUAAUAGUGAUGAUCAGCUGAUCAAAUAAAUACUUAUUAAGUUAGCGGUCUGUUAGUGUCAAUUGUCAAUGUGAUUAACGCUGUCAAAUUUGAUGGUUUGAUAUGUUUCGUACGAGAAGUUAAAUUUUUAUGAAAAUUGAGAAGUGUAGUAGAAAAUUUGGCGAAUUAUUAUGAAUUUUAAAACUAAUUUUUAAGUUACAGUUUUAUUCUUUGGAAGAAUGUUUUGGAGAAAGUAAUACACAUUUAGAACUUGUGUAAUCUUAUCCUAAAGUAGAUCUUCAAACCCACAAGUGUUUCUCUCCACAACAACGUCCAUCUAAUUUGUGUGAAAAUGGCAUACAUUAGGAAUCCUCUUCAAGCUGUCUCAUAUAACAGGUUCCGUCCAUUACCACCACAGGAUUUAAUCGAGAAAAUUGUAACUUUUUUAAAAGAAGGGAUUGAUACAGAUUAUCCUCUUAAGCAAGCUCUGGACGUGGGGUGUGGCUCUGGUCAGAGCACAGAGAUCCUCUCACCCUACUUUGAGCAAGUUAUUGGUCUAGACAACAGCGAAGAGCAACUCUUACAUGCAAAAGGAACAACCAAAUGCCAAAAUGUAUCAUACAGGUUGGGAAGUGCAGAGGACUUGAAAGUGGCUGACAGCAGUGUAGACUUGAUCACUGUGGGGAUGGCUAUCCACUGGUUUGAUCUACAGCAAUUCUGUAAGGAAGUUGACAGAGUGCUGCGUCCCCGUGGAGUAUUGGCUGUGUAUGGGUACAACUUUCCUAGACCUUCAGUCGGCUGUGUCUCUCUGGCAGAUGCUGUGUACUCGAUGUUCACGGACACUCUUGGACAGUACAUGCCAGCUGAGAGUAGACUUGUCUACAUUGAUGGCUACAGAGCUCCACAAUUCUCAAAGUUCCCAUUCAGCAGCCAGUCUCCACUCCGAUUUGAAUUCUCUUCAACUACGCAGAAGGCAAGUAUUGAAGACUUAAUAGGCUACAUAAGCACUACGUCUUCUUACCAGAAUUACUUGGAAAAACAGGGUGAAACUGAAGCUUCUUGUCUUCUGGCAGAUUUCAAGUCUCAACGUAAAAAUGAGCAAAAAACUUUAUAUGGAGGUAUGUCCAAGAAUAGCAGAGCAGCUGGGUGGUGAAAAAAAGUUGGAAGGACUUACAUUUGAUAUUACAUUUCCAUAUUUCCUGCUCUUAAGUCGCAAAGAUUUAUAGCAUAUGUUUCUUGUAUAUUUAAAUCUGAGAUAUUUUAUUAAUUCAAAAUUCAUUUAUUUGAUCAAUAUAUUGUA
This is a messenger RNA of Homalodisca vitripennis (glassy-winged sharpshooter), 1411 nucleotides long. Its product is annotated as putative methyltransferase DDB_G0268948. The transcript is spliced from 9 exons. Bases 464 to 1264 code for a protein of 266 amino acids. Lineage: Eukaryota; Metazoa; Arthropoda; Insecta; Hemiptera; Cicadellidae. The record is from RefSeq and is a predicted model, not a curated record. Gene Ontology annotation, molecular function: S-adenosylmethionine-dependent methyltransferase activity.